Molecule: messenger RNA, 1578 nt
Organism: Dichotomopilus funicola
Lineage: Eukaryota; Fungi; Ascomycota; Sordariomycetes; Sordariales; Chaetomiaceae
Exons: 3
Coding region: 1-1578 (525 amino acids)
Biological process (GO): microtubule anchoring at mitotic spindle pole body
Cellular component (GO): MWP complex; mitotic spindle; microtubule organizing center
Molecular function (GO): protein binding
Source: RefSeq, a predicted model, not a curated record
AUGCGAUUUUCUCCGGCGCUGAAGUCUUCGCCCCAUUCCCUCCCGAGCCCAGAUGGCAAUUAUGUCGCGACGGUCUUCGGAUCGGUGAUCAAUGUCCGGGCCGUUGCGGGAUUCGGUAUCAUCAACGUGGCCAAACUCGGCCAGGACUUUGCAGGCCCUGUUCUGAGCUUCCAAUGGUCGCCAUCAUCGCGUCUAUUACUUGUCGCCGACCGGGAGCGUAUCCGUGUCGUGUCUGCGCUGGACGACAGCUUCAGCGCGACCAUCCGGAAUUUUGUUACAGCAGGAACUAAACCGGCGUAUAUUGGCUUUGGGGCUUCGGACGUUGAAAUUUGCGUCAUAUCCUCAUUUGGACUCAAAUUCUCCGUCUUUGAUCUCACCACCUCCAAGGCGAUAGAGAUCGGCAGCCCCAAGGUCUUCUCUUCGUCGACCGCGUCGAAAUGCUUUUCAAUCCGACCCGAUACACGUCACCUCGCCCUUCUGACAAGGUCGUCGGGUAAGGACAUGGUGAGCAUACACAGCUACCCGUCGAGAGAGCUGCAAAGGUCAUGGGCACCCGACACCAUCGAUGCCCAAGCACUGGCAUGGAGCCCUGACGGCAGGUGGCUGGUAUUAUGGGACUCGCCGGCCCAUGGGCACAAAAUCUUCUUCUACACAUCCGACGGGCACGUUUUCAAGUCGUGGUCUGGGCCCGCCAACCCACUUCCCGAAGACCGAGAUUACGCCAUGGGGGCUGGCGCCCGGUCGGUCGAGUUUUCUGUAGACGCCCGUUAUCUCGCCGUUGGUGAUUUCAGCCGGUCCGUCUGCGUCCUGAGCAUGGCAUCUGUGACAGAGACAAUGAGGCUCCGACACCCCAAAACGCUCAUGCCUAAGGAUACCCUCCAGAUAUGGCAGGAACAAAUCACCGCCUCUCACACAGGGCCCGCCAUCCACACUUUUUUACGGACGGCACACGCCAUCUCGCCGGCACCCGCCCUAAGGGAUAAUUCGGAGCCGGUGUCCGGAUGCGCCUCUUUACUAUUCGACCCUUCUUCGGCCCUUGUCGCCACGAGGCAAGACGACUCCCCCAGCACCGUUUGGAUUUGGGACGUACAAGCCGCAGAGCUCCGGGCAGUCCUCCUCUUCAACGGGAAUGUGGCUGGGCUUUCGUGGCACCCGCGUAUCGCGGAAACCCUGCUUGUCAGGUGCGAGGGAGACCAAUACAAUGGUUUGAUCUUCGUCUGGGAUCCUCUCUCCGAAGGGCCCCGGUCUCUCGACUUUGCCCGGCACUUGCCCGGCGCUAAGGCAGGUGGGAAACUGCGCGUCCAAUGGCUUGGAGCUGAGACGUCAACCCGCCCUUCUGUUUUCUUCUCAGAUGCCCAAAAUUAUGUACUGGCCUGGCUUGGCGAAACGGACCAAGGUCCGCCGCCGUGGGGGGACUACGGACCAUCUCGGCGUCACUCAUUCUCAGAGGAGUGUAAAGAACGCGACGAGUCACCCCUAGACUUAGUACCGGCUUCAAGGACUAAACCUGAGGUACCAGACCUCGACGAGGACGACGACUACAGCGAGAUGGAGGAUACAUUUGUGUUCAAGCGGUAG